ACACCACCCGCAAAAUCCUAGCGCAGCCGGCUACACCUCUGACUUCGACCUCGUCAACACCUCGCCCGUCCGCUCUCCCCUCACCCACGUCCACUCGUCCACCUCCACAACCCACCCCCUCCCUCGCCAUGUCGCCGAUUUCCGUCUUCCGCGUCGCCACCCGCGCCGUCCGCCCUUCCGGCUUCCUCAGAGCGACCCAAUUCCCCCGGGCCCGCGUCCAGGCCCCCGUGGCUCUGUCCAUCGGCCGUCCCAGCUUCAGCACCUCCGCGAAGCGCUUCUCCGGCCACCACGAGGAUGAGACAUACGAGGAAUUCUCUGCCAGAUUUGAGAAGGAAUUCGAUGGUGUCCAGGAUGUUUUCGAGCUCCAGCGCAACCUGAACAACUGCUUCGCCUACGAUCUCGUUCCCUCCGUUGAGGUCCUCACCGCCGCCCUGAAGGCUGCUCGUCGCGUCAACGACUUCCCCACCGCUGUCCGCGUCUUCGAGGGUAUCAAGGCCAAGGUCGAGACCCAGGAGCAGUACAAGCAAUACCUCGAGGCCCUUGAGGGUCUUCGUCAGGAGCUGGGUGUCGCUCUCCGGGAAGAGCUCUACCCCCAGGAGGAGUAAACAGCACACACACCCUUGUCCGGAAAUUAUAUCUCGUCAUGUUUCUUCCCCCCCGCCGCGUCAAUUGAGAUAGGAAAGCUGUAUACAUACUCUAGAAGUGCAGUUGGAAUGAAGUCGCUGGUCCCUUUUUUUUCCCAGUUAUCUCUC
Molecule: messenger RNA, 752 nt
Organism: Aspergillus heteromorphus CBS 117.55
Lineage: Eukaryota; Fungi; Ascomycota; Eurotiomycetes; Eurotiales; Aspergillaceae
Product: cytochrome c oxidase subunit VI
Exons: 4
Coding region: 129-605 (158 amino acids)
Biological process (GO): mitochondrial electron transport, cytochrome c to oxygen
Cellular component (GO): mitochondrial inner membrane
Source: RefSeq, a predicted model, not a curated record